CUGUCAGCUGGGGGUCCUAGUGUGUUGUCAUUGGGCGAGUGACCGCCGCUUGCGGGGAGACGAUGGCACAUCGCGGGCUUUGGGUGCGGCUCCUCCUUGCAGCAAAGCGGAGUGGAGUGAGACACUGCUACAGCGGCUCAAGGCAAAACCUCUACAUAGACAAAACAACAAAGGUCAUUUGCCAGGGUUUUACUGGGAAGCAGGGAACCUUCCAUAGCCAACAGGCUUUGGAAUAUGGCACUAACCUUGUAGGAGGAGUGUCACCUGGGAAAGGGGGUAAAAGCCACUUGAAUUUGCCUGUCUUCAACUCUGUUAAAGAGGCCAGAGAAAACACAGGAGCUGAUGCAUCUGUUAUCUAUGUCCCUCCCCCCUUUGCUGCUGCUGCUAUUCUGGAGUCGAUAGAUGCUGAGAUACCACUGGUGGUCUGCAUCACUGAAGGAAUUCCACAGCAGGACAUGGUACGCGUGAAACAUCGACUUAUUCGUCAGAAUAAGACUCGCCUCAUUGGUCCCAACUGUCCAGGAGUGAUCAAUCCUGGAGAGUGUAAAAUUGGAAUCAUGCCUGGGCACAUCCAUAUGAAAGGUCGAAUUGGUAUUGUUUCAAGAUCUGGUACGCUAACGUAUGAAGCAGUUCACCAGACGACACAGGUUGGCCUGGGCCAGUCUCUCUGUAUUGGUAUUGGUGGAGAUCCUUUCAAUGGAACAGACUUCAUUGAUUGCCUUGAUGUCUUCCUGAAGGAUCCCAAAACAGAAGGCAUUAUUCUCAUUGGAGAGAUUGGUGGAAACGCAGAGGAGAACGCAGCAGAUUUUUUGACACAGCGCAACACGGGGCCCAAUGCCAAGCCGGUGGUCUCAUUCAUUGCUGGUCUUACGGCGCCACCAGGUCGGAGAAUGGGCCACGCCGGGGCCAUCAUCGCUGGAGGUAAAGGUGGAGCCAAGGAGAAGAUUGCUGCCCUUCAGCAGGCUGGUGUGGUCGUCAGCAUGUCCCCUGCCCAACUGGGCAGCACCAUACAGAAGGAAUUUGAGAAGAGGAAACUGCUGUAAAUAUCCCCAAAAUAAGUCUUUUUAACAAGAGAAAGCAACUUCUUGCACAGCUCAGUGCCUAAAUCAUCCAUCUCACUGUUUCAAUCAUCUGGAUGAAAUGACUGAAUCUAUAUUAAAACAGAACAGAGCCAUAUACAUAUGUUAUGUCUAUUUUGUCUGAAUCUGUACACUAGAUGAAGCGCCCACAAAGAAAAUAAAUACUUUCAAAAAACAAA
This is a messenger RNA of Chiloscyllium plagiosum (whitespotted bambooshark), 1258 nucleotides long. RefSeq names its product succinate-CoA ligase GDP/ADP-forming subunit alph (gene suclg1). The record is from RefSeq and is a predicted model, not a curated record. Gene Ontology annotation, molecular function: succinate-CoA ligase (ADP-forming) activity; succinate-CoA ligase (GDP-forming) activity. Gene Ontology annotation, cellular component: succinate-CoA ligase complex (ADP-forming); mitochondrion. Lineage: Eukaryota; Metazoa; Chordata; Chondrichthyes; Orectolobiformes; Hemiscylliidae. Gene Ontology annotation, biological process: tricarboxylic acid cycle.